Felis catus (domestic cat) is the source of this 2730-nucleotide messenger RNA. Its product is annotated as collagen alpha-1(I) chain-like. The coding region runs from base 80 to 676 and encodes 198 amino acids. The record is from RefSeq and is a predicted model, not a curated record. The transcript is spliced from 2 exons. Lineage: Eukaryota; Metazoa; Chordata; Mammalia; Carnivora; Felidae.
AGAGAAAGUUUUCAGUCUAGGGGCCGGUGCCCUGACACCAGCUCGUUUACCCCUGCCCUGACCCUGGGUGGGAGGCAGGAUGGCCUCAUUUUACAGGGGAAUAUUUAUCUCUUGUGUUCAGAGCACUCUUGGGGAUUUUCCGAGCGAGCAGCGGGGAAGGAGCUGGUCCAAAGCGAUACCGUGCUUGCCCGGUCACUGUGGCCGACUGGGGCCUCAAAGAACCACUCUGGUACCAGCGACCAUUGCCCUUUUGGAGUCUCCACACGCCCCCUUGUGGUCACUGCGCGCCCCUGCAGCUUCUGUCGCUCGGGUCACAGUCCCCGUUAUCCCGGCCACACCCGGGGGUGCCGGAGACAGAUGUGGCCCGGCGGGAGGCCCGGUCAGCCUUCCUCCCAGAGGCAGGUCUGGGCUGACCGAAGCACCAUCCGGUCGACCGGGUGCGUCCGGGGCUCCAGACACAGGUGGAGGCGGCGGCAGCGCGGGACAGUCGGGAACGACCUCUGCCCCUCCCCUCCAGAACCGAAAUCCGGGACGGCCGGCGCCCGCGGGGCCUAAGAAGUGCCUGACGCCUGGCGGUCGCUCCCCAGUUUCCCGGGAGGAUCGGAGGGAGGCCACGCCCCACCCACCCCAGACGCUGAGCCCUGUAGUACAUCGAGGAUCUGGAACGGUGGGGUGACCAGGGAGGUGCUCAUGAAGCCAGGCGUGGCCCUGAGGAGAGGGCGCAAUAGGUGUGGCAGACAUCCAACCCAGAUCUGGCGGAAGACAUGGAUGGAUUUGUCCCCAAACACAUGAGUAAAACUCCUGAGAACUUUCAGAAAUGCCUGUGUCAUUUGGGGUGGUGGUAGACACUGAGGUCCUAUAGUUGUAAGGGACCCUGAAGUUGAAGAAAUAAAGCUAAUGGAUGGACCCCAGAUUAGCUGCUCCUGAGGAUACCCAGGGGACACAGUCAGGUUUCAUCUCGAUCACUGGAAUCCUGGUGCCAUGCAUAUAUACAUCGUGCACUUUGCCACCCUCGGAAUAGAACCAGUUUAUUCAUCAGGGAAAUGGUGGAAGGGCAUCAGUAGGGAAGUCUGGUGCCCAUAGUUGGACAUGGCCCCUCAGUGCUCCCUGCUGGUCUUGGAGACCCCAGAAGGCAGUGAUGAGGCAACAACUGAAGAGCCCCCCCACAGGCUGCUGCGCCUCUACACAGAUCUAGAGAUGUGUCCAGAUAUUCAGGAGGGAGAAAAAUACAAACAGCUUUACCCAAGCUUGUGGAGAUUCCUGAUCACUCCAUGUUCCUUGGAAAAAGGAUGCCUGAAAGCACUCUAUAAGUUUCCUUUCUCAGGCCUUAAGUUUCUAGGACUGUCUUUCUGGAGACUGUGGGGAGCAAACGAUAUCAGAUGUGCCAGAAUCUGGGACCCUCUCCAGAUAGGAGCAUGCAAGCUGGAUCCAGCAGUUCCUGAAGCCCACUAGAUCCAUCCUGCCUUUCCAGUGACAUGCUCCAGUAAAUCCACUUUUGUGCUUCAGUGCAAGAGAGUAGGAUUUUUCUUUACUCCUAACCAAACGAGUCCUCUUGCGAUAUGAGAGCUUGCAGAGACUUCACAAAUGAUUGGAUAUGGGCCAACAAGAGGGCGACAUCUCAGGCAAUGGCAGUAUGAAGCGUGAUUGAUUGGGAGGACCCCAGUGCUCUUAAGAGCGACAGAAAAAUUAGGUAGUUGGAGUACAAGUCUGUGCUUCUGAAUUGUCGGUGUAGGCUGAUCCAAUAGACUUUAGAUCACAAAAGGUCUAGUUUUAUGCUUUCAUCUGGCAGGUUAGUCUCUCUUCCAAUCACUAAACCCCUCCCACCCUUGCACUUCAGAUAUCGGAACUCCACACUUAAUUUUGAAGUGUAUUGGGUGCCUGGAAAAAAAAAAACCACACACACACACACACACACAAUAAUGAAAUUCUACCCAAGUCCAAAUGGCAUGAACUAGCUACACACAAAGAGCAGAGGCCCCUGUGGAUUGAGGAUUAUUAAACAUGAAGUAUGUUUGUCAGGAAAAACCUUUGUUUAUAUAAACAGUAGAAGCACCACCAUGGUAACCCUGCUUGGUUUGCUCUGCAGCCCAUAAAGGCCUCCCCACCAAAAUCCCGCCUCCUUUUUCACUGCUAGCCUACAUUUUUUUAAAAACAUCUCCAGCCAAAAUUCCAUGAUCUGCCUGCUUGGUUUCCAGGCUCAGAAAAUAUCAUUUUAAAAGUGCUGGGGAACUGGCUGAAACCACUGCCAAAGCUUCUAAAUGAAAGCUCAUUUCUCACACACACACACACUCUCACACACAAAGACACAUUUUGUUUGCCAACUACAGUAUGCUUUUCCUUUUUUAUGCAACCCAAGUUUCCUUGGGCCCCACAGGCCUGCUGGGCCAAUGAAAUAACCUUAACAUACGGCCAGCAGUAACCCACAUUUGCUCUGGGUUUUUCUCCCACCUGCUCACAGAGGGCUUUGGCCUCCAAGGUACUGUUCCUGAGUAAGAGGUGUACUUCCAUGAGGCCCUUGAACAAAGCCACUGCUUGACUGUGCGGCGCAACCUCUCUCUGUGGUGGUGUCCACCCACAGAGCUCCCCCAACACCUCUAUACUCUGCCCGAAAAUCAGGCCACUUGGGGAUGUGUGGUGAAUCUGGGGAGAAUCCCCUAUUUUCCAUUGUGUUCUUCUCAAUUAACGCACCCCAAACCAGGCUGCUGUGCUCACUGUCUUAUCGUCUUGUUG